Messenger RNA from Talaromyces proteolyticus, 1077 nucleotides. RefSeq lists its product as uncharacterized. Gene Ontology annotation, molecular function: oxidoreductase activity; FMN binding. The coding region runs from base 1 to 1077 and encodes 358 amino acids. The record is from RefSeq and is a predicted model, not a curated record. Lineage: Eukaryota; Fungi; Ascomycota; Eurotiomycetes; Eurotiales; Trichocomaceae. The transcript has 8 exons.
AUGACGUAUUAUCUAAUGACCACAUUAAGUGAUCAGUGGAAAUUAAAAUAUCGAGAGAAAGACUUCGUUCCCAGUGCAGUGAUCAUGGUUGAGCUCCCUGUCAUUGCCCCGUUGGCCGAGCCUAUAACACUCAAGCUCUCGGGAAAGGUGAUCAAAAAUCGCCUGUAUCGUACGCCUUUAAGUGAAUAUGCUUCGGCUUAUGAUGAAAAUGACCUGGAAAACUCUGGAAAGCCGCUUCCAAGAUAUACUGAAUUAUACCAGGAACUAGCCGACGGUGGCGCUGGUCUGAUCUGUUUCGGCAACAUUCCCAUCCAUCGGGACAACUUAGAAAACUAUAACAACGCAGUCCUCGAUAUCAACAACCCAUGGAACCCCGUUGAAGCGUUCGCACCUGCCAUAAAGGCUGCCAAAUCUCGAGGCGCAAUAUGUCUUCCUCAAUUACAAUUUCCCGGUCGACAAACCCCUGAAUUUCUGAACAAAAACCCAAAAUCAGCUUCGGCGGAGCAGUUACAUCCUUGCUUCAAUAAAACCUAUGGUAAACCAACACCUCUCACAAGGGAUGAAAUCCGUGAUCUAAUCCGGCGUCAUGGGUACAUCAUGAGCCAGUUCUUGUCUCCUAAAACAAAUAAGAGAAUGGACGAGUACGGAGGGUGCCUAGAAAAUCGCGCGAGGUUUCUCCUGGAUAUUGUCAACGCCAUAAAAUCUGAGUUGCCCUCUGAUCGCUUUGCCGAACAAUGUGUCGUCAUCAAAUGGCUCGAAGAUGCCGGUGUAGACUUUUUCGACAUCUCUGGUGGUACUUAUGAAUCCCCAGCAUGGAGAGGAAAUAUGGUACAGCUAGCAGAGAGAUCCUCACAAAAGCAACGUGGAAGCUAUUUCGUUGAGUGGGCUCAGGAGAUGAAGAAAGUACUGUCACGUGCUAUUAUUGGUACGUCAGGCGGAUGGCGCGACAGCUAUCGCAUGGCCGAGGCCGUUGGCAAAUGCAAUAUAGAUAUGUGCGGUUUAGGGAGGCCAUUGCGAGAGGACCCAGAUUUUGUCAACAAAAUAUUGCGCGGCGAGGAAAGAUUGAGCCGGCUGUAG